CGUUUCAAUUUCAUAGAUAAUAUGGGAAGGCGUUGUAGAAGAUCAGUGGCCGAAUCGGAUAUAGUAUUUAAUGACGGCGACUAAAGUGUAAAGCCGGAAUUGAAGCCGAAACUUUAAUAUUUCGCUUUAAAUAUCGUUAUAGUUUUGGUUCGUAAUAUUAUUCCCGCAAGUUGAAAAAAAGGCAUAAAACUGGUGUUCGAUAAGUCUCUUGGCAAUAUGCCUGCCGUGAGGGGAGAUGGUAUGCGAGGGCUCGCAGUUUUUAUAUCUGAUAUAAGAAACUGUAAAAGCAAAGAAGCAGAAAUUAAAAGAAUCAAUAAAGAACUGGCCAAUAUCCGCAGUAAGUUCAAAGGCGACAAAACCCUUGACGGCUAUCAGAAAAAGAAGUAUGUCUGUAAACUUCUGUUUAUCUUCUUGUUGGGUCAUGAUAUCGAUUUCGGACACAUGGAAGCAGUUAAUUUACUUUCUUCCAACAAAUAUUCUGAGAAACAAAUAGGCUACCUAUUUAUAUCAGUUUUGGUGAAUACUAAUAGUGAUCUAAUUAAACUCAUUAUUCAAAGUAUUAAAAACGACUUGCAGUCUCGAAACCCUAUUCAUGUGAAUCUUGCACUUCAAUGCAUAGCUAACAUUGGGAGCAAAGAUAUGGCUGAAGCCUUUGGCACUGAAAUACCAAAGUUGCUUGUUUCUGGUGAUACAAUGGAUGUUGUAAAGCAAUCUGCUGCUCUAUGUUUGUUACGACUCUUUAGAAAGUCCCCUGAAAUCAUCCCUGGAGGGGAGUGGACUUCUAGAAUAAUACAUUUAUUAAAUGACCCACAUAUGGGUGUUGUCACUGCAGCAACAUCACUUAUAGAUGCACUUGUGAAGAAAAAUCCAGAUGAGUACAAAGGUUGUGUAACUCUCGCUGUAGCUCGAUUAAGCAGAAUAGUUACUGCCAGCUACACAGAUUUGCAGGAUUAUACUUAUUACUUUGUUCCUGCUCCAUGGCUAUCAGUAAAACUUUUGCGGUUGCUACAAAAUUAUACACCACCAUCUGAGGAACCUGGAGUAAGAGGUCGCUUAUCUGAGUGUUUGGAAACAAUCUUCAAUAAAGCUCAAGAGCCUCCAAAAUCAAAAAAAGUUCAACAUUCAAAUGCAAAAAAUGCUGUACUUUUUGAAGCAAUAAGUCUCAUUAUUCAUAAUGACAGCGAGCCUAAUUUGCUAGUUCGUGCAUGCAAUCAACUAGGACAAUUUUUAAGUAAUCGGGAAACUAAUCUGAGAUACUUAGCUCUUGAGUCUAUGUGUCAUCUUGCAACAUCAGAAUUUUCCCAUGAAGCUGUCAAAAAGCAUCAAGAAGUUGUAAUACUUUCAAUGAAAAUGGAAAAAGAUGUAUCUGUACGACAGCAAGCAGUCGACUUGCUAUAUGCUAUGUGUGAUAAAACAAAUGCUGAAGAAAUUGUACAAGAAAUGUUAGCUUAUUUAGAAACAGCUGAUUACUCCAUAAGGGAAGAAAUGGUUCUAAAAGUAGCCAUAUUAGCUGAAAAGUAUGCCACUGACUUUACAUGGUAUGUGGAUGUUAUUUUAAAUCUUAUUAGAAUUGCUGGAGAUUAUGUUUCAGAAGAAGUGUGGUAUAGAGUUAUUCAAAUUGUAAUAAACAGAGAAGAAGUCCAAGGAUAUGCAGCUAAAACUGUUUUUGAAGCUUUACAAGCUCCAACUUGUCAUGAAAAUAUGGUUAAAGUGGGGGGGUACAUUCUUGGUGAAUUUGGAAAUUUAAUAGCUGGUGAUACUAGAUCAUCUCCACUAGUCCAGUUUGAACUUCUUCAUUCCAAGUAUCAUCUGUGUUCUGCAGCAACAAGAGCACUUUUGUUGUCAACCUAUAUCAAACUUGUUAAUUUGUUCCCAGAAAUAAAAAACAGGGUACAGGAAGUUUUCCGUGCAGACUCAAAUUUGCGAUCUGCUGAUGUAGAGCUCCAACAGAGGGCCUCUGAAUAUUUGCAGUUGAGCAUUGUUGCCAGUUCAGAUGUUUUAGCAACGGUGUUGGAAGAGAUGCCAGCCUUCCCAGAAAGGGAAUCAUCAAUAUUAGCAGUUCUCAAAAAGAAAAAGCCAGGUCGUAUCCCUGAUGAUGUAAGAGAAUCAAAAAGCCCACAGCCAAAUAUUACACCAGCUCCAGUGAUUAAUAACAUAGCAAAUACAAACAGCUCAAGUGCUGAUUUACUUGGUUUAUCCACUCCACCUGGUACAAAUGCACCUACUGGAAAUGGUUUGUUAGAUGUCCUAGGUGACUUGUAUACAACACCCAAAAUUAGCCCAACAACAGUGCAACAGAAUAAUAUAAAAAAAUUUUUGUUCAAAAACAAUGGAGUACUUUUUGAAAAUGAUCUUAUUCAAAUAGGAGUUAAAAGUGAAUACAGGCAAAACUUGGGUAGAAUUGGUUUAUUUUAUGGAAAUAAAACACAAUCUCCAAUACAAAAUGUACGCCCUGAACUGCAUUGGAAUGAUCUACAUAAGCUCAAUGUUCAAAUGAAACCUAUGGAACCAGUAUUGGAAGCAGGUGCUCAAAUUCAACAAAUGUUGACUGCAGAAUGUAUUGAAGAUUUUCUUGAUAGUCCUAGCAUGUCUGUGUCAUUUCUUUACAACAAUGUCCCCCAAAAAAUUUCUAUGAAACUUCCACUGACACUCAAUAAGUUCUUUGAACCAACAGAAAUGAAUGGAGAAUCUUUCUUUGCGAGAUGGAAAAACUUAGGAGGUGAACAACAGAGGGCCCAAAAAAUAUUUAAAGCACAGGGAUCCAUAGAUUUAACAGCAACACGUACAAAACUAGCUGGUUUUGGUAUGCAGUUACUUGAUGGUAUUGAUCCGAAUCCUGAUAAUUUUGUUUGUGCGGGUAUAGUGCACACCAGAGUUCAACAAGUAGGUUGUCUCAUGAGAUUGGAACCAAAUAAACAAGCUCAAAUGUUUAGACUCACUGUGAGAUCAAGUAAAGAAACAGUUUCACAAGAAAUUUGUAAUUUGCUGGCAGACCAGUUCUAAUCUUCAUAUUAUGUUCUGUUUAUUUGUGUUAGUUAAAAGAAACACUGCAUAUAACUUGAAAUUACUCUCAGUGUUUACAAAAUGAUUAUAUAAUAACACUGAUUGGUCAAGAAACAUAGGUAUAUUUUUUUCUCUUACAGAUUUUGUAAACUUUAAAUUGCUUAAAAAAGAAAUAUAUUUUUACGUUAAUCAUUUUAUAAG
Vanessa atalanta (red admiral) is the source of this 3204-nucleotide messenger RNA. It is a transcript of the gene AP-2alpha, whose product is annotated as AP-2 complex subunit alpha. Gene Ontology annotation, cellular component: AP-2 adaptor complex; membrane coat. The transcript has a single exon. Bases 217 to 3003 code for a protein of 928 amino acids. Gene Ontology annotation, molecular function: clathrin-cargo adaptor activity. NCBI's taxonomy places the organism in Eukaryota, Metazoa, Arthropoda, Insecta, Lepidoptera, Nymphalidae. Gene Ontology annotation, biological process: clathrin-dependent endocytosis; intracellular protein transport. The record is from RefSeq and is a predicted model, not a curated record.